Molecule: messenger RNA, 2259 nt
Organism: Prunus armeniaca (apricot)
Lineage: Eukaryota; Viridiplantae; Streptophyta; Magnoliopsida; Rosales; Rosaceae
Source: the annotation of a GenBank genome assembly
AUGGCUCAAGGAUUGCUUCACCCUUCUCCCAACAGUAGUAGUCUAGAUAUGGAGGACGUAGGAAACAAAUAUUUCAAUAUUCUAUUAGCGAACUCAUUUUUUCAAGAUGUUAGAAAAGAUGGCAAUAAUGUGAUUACCCAUUGCAAAAUGCACGAUCUUGUGCAUGAUCUUGCUGAGCUGGUAUCAAAAUCAAGGAGCAAGGACUCCAAUGAGGAUCGACAUAUGCCGCAGAUUUCAACCUCAACACUACACGGAAUUCCGAAAGGAAAUAUUCAUAAACUACGCUCAAUGUUUUUGAAAGGCGAAGUUUCUGGUAACAUUUUACCAAGAUUUAAAGGUUUACGUGUCUUGCAAUUUCAGGGGGUGUGUAUUGAUGAGUUGCCAAUUUCAAUUGGGAAGUUGAAACACUUAAGGUAUCUAGAUAUUUCAGCAACAACGAUCAACAAGCUCCCCCAAUCUAUUGGCAAGCUUUAUAACCUACAAACAUUAAGAAUGCACGAUCUCUAUCCAGAAGAGUUUCCAAAAGAACUGCAAAAUUUGAUCAACUUGAGACAUAUUUAUUUUGAUAAGGGGUAUGAAAUGAAAUAUCCAGUUGGCAUGGGGCGGUUGAAUAAUCUGCAAUCAUUAUCUUUUUUCAUUGUGGGUAAGGAGAGAGGUCGUGGAAUAGAGGAGUUGGGUGGCUUAAAGCAUUUGAAAGGUGAAUUAUCUAUUUAUGAUCUGGAGCAUGUGAGAGAUGGAGAAGAAGCAAACAAGGCAAAGUUAGCACAGAAGACAAACAUACGCAGACUAAGGUUUGAAUGGCGGUGGGACAAGUCAAGUGCCAUAAACAAUGACAUGGAUGUACUAGAAGGCCUUGAACCACACUCUGGAUUGGAAAUUUUGGAGAUUUGCAAGUUUAGCGGUGAUACAUUUCCACCAUGGAUGAUGUGUAGAGAUUUGUUUUCUUCAUUGAAAAUAUUAAGGAUUGAUUAUGCAAAGAACCUAAUUGAAUGGACGGAAGCUGCAGUAUUGCCAACAGAGACAAUGGUUGUGUUUCCUCGCCUUGAGGAGUUGUUGUUGAGGAAUUGUGAUCAAUUGAAAAGUGCUCCCACUCAUUUUCCAUGUCUCAAAAAGUUGGAGAUAGAUUCCAUGAAUAGCGGCAUGCCGAUAGCUAAUAUAAACACUCAGCUGACCACUCUUACUCAUCUCACAAUAAAGAAGAUAAGGGGACUUGCUUCUCUGCCGGAAGGUAUGUUAAAAAACAACAAAAGUCUUUCAUAUUUGGAGAUAGAGAAUUGUCCAGAAUUUACAUGUAUUGCUGCCGAUGUAUUUGGUUGUUGCCCAUCUCUCGAGUCUCUGCAUAUUUCUUCCUGUCCCAAUCUUAGGACUUUGCCUGAUGGGCUCCACACUCUACUCUCUCUUAAGGAGUUGAUUAUAAUGGGUUGUGAAAGUCUGGAGUGCAUCCCAGUUACACACGGUCUCGCAUCUCUCUGUGAAUUUACUAUUUUUCACUGUCAUGAGUUAUCUGUUCUACCUGAGGGGCUAGAAUGUUGCACCUCUCUUCAAAUGUUGACAAUAAGCUUUUGCUCCAAAAUAACAUCCAUUCCAAUUACACACGGCCUCCCAUCCCUCCGCCAAUUACAGAUUUCAAAUUGUGAUAAAUUAUCAAGCCUACCGAGGGGGUUACAACAUUGUACCUCUCUUCAACACUUGUCAAUUAACUCUUGCCAGAAUCUCGAAGCUAUUCCAAGUUUAGACAGCCUCACACAACUCCUUGAGUUGAGGAUAUAUAACUGUGAUGGAUUAAAAAGUGUACCCCUCAGUGCGUUUGCAGCAUCCCUCACCCGCUUAAAGGAAUUGGAAAUUGGUGGGUUCUGGGAGGAGCUCGAUUCAUUUCCUGCUUUUCAGGUUAUUCCACAACUUGAAACAUUAACCUUGUGGGGUUGGCCGAAGCUCAAGUCUCUCCCUGAACAAGUUCAACACUUGACUUCUCUUACAUGUUUACAAAUAAGGUCCUUUGACGGCAUGGAGGCUCUUCCAGAGUGGUUGGGAAAUCUUGCAUCUCUUGACUUCCUAUUUAUAUCCAUGUGCGAGAAUCUAAAGUAUCUACCUACGCUUGAAGCUAUGCAACGUCUCACCAAAUUAAAGCACAUAUUGCUUGGCUGUUGUUUUCUUCUAACUGAAAGAUGCCUAAGAGACAGCGGCCCCGAAUGGCCCAAGAUUUCACAUAUUAGCCUCCGAGGUGAAGCCCUGCCUAACUUACUUUUCAUUUUAGCUUGA